GAAGGCCACGGGUGAGUGGAAUAAUAAAACAGAGGGAAUCAGACUUUAGGAAAACGUAGCAUGAGUACACAAGCACAGGCACGCACUGACUGCGCCAUGAGUUAUCGCCGCUGACUCGCUGUGUGUCGCCCCUGGCGCCGUGAACUGUGCACUGCAGGCAGUCGCGUGGUGCUGCACCCGUGUGGGUGGUGCGUUUGUGUUCGUCAGUGUGUGCAGUUCAUCAGGGUGGGAUAAAAGGGUCUGGAGCUGGUGACGACCAAAAAAGUUUUUAGAAUCGGACGACGCAAAUCAAACGGGAUCUGAACUCCUGGCCGUUGACCUUCUGAACAGGUGAGCGCUCCCGAAGAGCAGAGCCAUCAAGGUGCAAGUUCUGUUUUGCUUACCAGGUGUGUCGACCUGUGACUGCGGGUGGCGGGUGUUCAGACGAUUUCUUGCGGCCAGUUCCUUGAGCGAUCAUCAUUCGUCUCCACUGCAUCUCCAAACAGCAAAUUCUUGAUUUGUCUUUGACCGGUGGCAGUUCCCUACAAUGAACCUGACGUCCAACAUCACAAAUCAAAUUGACGAAGAUAAAGUAAAUUACUACAUCGGAAUUUAUACCUCCUUUCACAACAGCUACAUCUGGGUGAUAGUGGCCCUGGGUGUGCCUGGCAACAUCGCCAGCUUACUGACUCUCACAUCCAUGACCAUGACCACGUCCAUCUUCUACGUCACCUUGCUGGCAGGAACUGACCUCCUCGCUCUGGUCCUCAAACUUGUUUUUCACCAGCUGAGCAACCACAACAUACCGCUGUACGAUGUGGGAUGUAAGUUUGGUUUGUUUGUGGAGGUGGUGAGCUGCUACGCCAGCUGGACCCUGGUUCUCAUCUGCUUUGAGAGGUUCCUGGCCGUGUGCUAUCCUCUCAAGCGGAACGCCUACUUCACACAAACAAAAGCCGUGGCCAUUGCCGUUGUUAUUGCCAUGAUGAUCUUCUUGUGCUACUUGUAUGCAAUUAUACUUCGUCAGUUUGACCCUGAUAAACUAUGUGGGUUCUUCAACGGGCCACCAGGUUUUACUCAGUACUGGAUCUGGACCGCAUCCAUCUUGUACUCGCUCUUACCCUUCGUGUUACUCGCUGUCUUGACCGUCUUCAUCAUCCACAGUCUCAGGAAGCACUUCCGGUCUCGCCACACCCUGCACGCGACCUCGGGGGUGGAACAAAGUUUUUCUCGCGCCGAGUUCGCCAUUUGUGUCAUGAUGGUGGCAGCGACUGUCGUCUUCUUGUUCCUCACCCUCCCGUCCUGCGUAUACUUUGUCCUGUACGAAGCUCAUGUCCUGAAUUACGAUCAGGGCGUUGAUCUUCAGAUUAUCACCUUGCUGACUGAAGAGUUCUCCAAGGAGCUCGCGGAUUUGAGUCACGGGAUCAACUUCUACAUCUACUUCCUCACCAACGGCCGGUUUCGUGGUCGCUUCAAGCAGCUUUUGCACAAGAUUUGUUAGGAACACUGUGGUAAUCACUGUUUGCAAAAAUUGAAAACCUAGUGGCUCCACCCUUCUAAAAAAUCUUAAGCACCUUCAUGUAGGUGGAUAAAGGUGAUGUAAAUCCCUAGAAACAAUAGAACAAAAAUGCUGAGCUGUUGGGAGAAGAGACACUACACUGGUUUAAAAGCAUUGCUGUUUACUUGUUAUGAGCUUUGAAAAUGUUUGCAUCCCAAAAGAAAAGAUUAGACAAAAAGUAAUCAGUUGUUUUUGGAUUUUUUAAUUAAUUAAUAAGCCUAGAAUGUGGUGGAAAUUCGAAGAGUGCUGUAUGACAAUUUAGAACUUUUAGUUUUACUUUGAAAGUGCAGACUGUAGAAACAAAGCAAACAAAUUUUGUUUGGGAAAAGCAGUAAAGGAUGUUGCUGGUAAUUUUUUCCUUUCCACCCAAAAUGGAUGACGGGUAUCUCAGGGGAAAUAAUUGCAGGCAGUAUUGGCUUGGCUCCUAUUUUCGCAUGCCUUAGACACAGUCGAACUUUGACAUUUGAUUGUCCCAAAGGCUACCAGGCAAUUGUUUUUUAAAUGAAAAUGGGGAACUGUCGUUGUUAAUGGAUGUUUUGCCCCAGAAGUGUUAGAGUGCAUGUGCUUGCAGCUUUGUUGUGUGAAUAUUGACCAUCGAUGUAUUGUUUUGAGUAGCCAAGGUUUUCUCUGUUCUAGCCAUUGUCUUUUCCAGAAUACAGUAGACACUAAGAACAUUUCUUCUUUACCAUUUACUGGUACCCUUGGGGUACUGUCUUCGCCGAUGAGUGGCAUGUUGUUGAUGUUGGUGUUCAAAGUGCCUGACAUUCUACUGACAGUAAUGACCUCUGUCUUUCCUAUCUAAUUUGCAUAUCAUUGGUCAGUCCAUGUAGGUACCGAUCACCUUUACUUGGGGUAACGAAGACAAGGUGGAGUUCUUUAUUGUAUUGUCUCCGACGUCCAGUUCUCUGAGGAUAAAGACUGUGUCCCUUCCUAAACCAAACUGUGAAUUGUUUAAUCUUGAAUAAACAUGUCCAUACAUCGAUAUCACUCCUUAUUAAACAAGACAUUAAUCUUAAAUAGCUGGGCAGAGUUUAUGAAAAGAAAGAACAACUAUUGUAUAUAAUGUUUUACUCCAUGUAGCUUCUCUUCAAAAGCUGUUGGUUGUGACAUCAGAGUUGAAUUGUGCAUGCCGUUAGUAGUAGUAAGUAUUUCUCUGGUUUUUGGGGUUUUUUUUUGUUUUUUUGUUGGUUUUUUUUUGUUGUUUUUUUGCUCUAUGAACUAUUCAACGUUCGUCCAAAACCGCACGAUGCCAUCUUCUGCUCCAAAUAUUUUCCUUCUUUUGUCGUCCGUAAAAAUAAAAGCAUUUUCAUAAACUUGAAAAAAACAAGUCCAGAUCCAAUUCCAUUCCUAGCUUGUAAUAAGGAAAUGGUUUUUUUUUCUUAAAUGUUGUGUGUGACGCCGUUGCUGGUGCUGGUGUUGGUGUUGGUGUUGGUGCUGGUGUUGGUGCUGGUGUUGGUGCUGGUGCUGGUGCUGGUGCUGGUGCUGGUGCUGGUGCUGGUGUUGGUGCUGGUGUUGGUGUUGGUGUUGCCAGUGUAUUUCAGCGCCUGCUGUGUACAGUUCGUGCUUGCCCUGUAGCUCCAGCCACAAAGCCCACAGGUCCUUUACAAACAUACCUUGUUAGAAGACAUAAAGCAUUCACGGCCAAAGAGAGUGAACAGUCAAAACAAUUGUCAGUAAUUUUGCCCAAGCUUGAUACAAGUCCAAGCUUUUCUCGUGGAAGACGGUUGUUAAAUUUUCCUCUUGGAAACUGUGCUUACUGAAGUUCUGCAAACCUUCCGUGCCAGUCCCUGAUGAAUGUCUGACAUCUACAUUUCGUUUCUUUAAUAACAGCUAAAUGUUCCAGAUGUUGGAGGCAUUUCUGACCAAGGUUUGACUGAGAACACUGUGCAUGCCGAGGUCAGGAAGGAGUCACAGCCUGGUGUUGCUCGAGGUGUAGAAAGACGAGAGUAGAUGAGGCUCAGCCAAGAUAACAUCUGCUGUGAAUGUUUUGCUACAAAACCAACUCACACGGAGCUCAAAGCCAGAUUCUGUUCACAUUUUGGGUGAAUGUAGCUCACCGGUCGUUAUAAAGAUGAUAACCUAAAAAAUACAAAGUGAAAAGUUUACGAAUGUUCAUGGAUACAUCUCGUAAAAAAAUCGUUUCCAGCUCUUCCACAGUGCCGGUAGUCUUGACAUAUUUAUGUCGGAGAUUUUCACAACCCCGCAGUUUUGUCAACCUUCUCUGCACAUGAUGAUGUUUGCAGACUUUGGAAAAAAACAGUCUCCUGAUUUUAAAAAUAAAGUAGGGCUAGGGGAAGUAAUCGUAUGCGUUGGAAGAAAAUACACUCUCCUGUGGUGUCAAAAACGAUUGCGUGGAUAGAAACAAGACUGAAAAACUGUAAAACUUUCUUAACGACAAUGUAUUUUGGGCACGCGGGUAGUUAGCUAGCAAUCCUUUGCCGUUAGAUACAGGAAAAAGUCAUUGAAGCUUUCAGCUGUAAUUUGCAUUGCAACAGCGUAACCUGUAAGAAAGGAAGAAAGAAAGGAUGGAAGGAAGGAAGGAAGGAAGGAAGGAAGGAAAUGUAUUCAGUUGUCAGGCAAGAUGCAUAAGCAAAAAAUAGGCUCAUGCAGAUCGAAACUUACCAAGUUCAUGUUCAAGGCAGAAAUACAGACUCGUGUUACUCAGAAACCUUUGACCCCGGCAAUACUUCAUCCAAGAUGGCGUGGACUGGUGACAGCAGCUUUUGUCUGGAUUAGCAUGGGUGUUCAUCUGCUAAACGAAUUGGCGGAUGAAAUUCUGAUUGCAAAACGAUUAUUACAUUUCUAUUUGCUUCUUUGUGGGACUGUUGUGCUCUUUAAACGGGCUGCAGCUGCCUGUGUGUACGUCCACCUGUCCGUCUGUGUCUGCUGCUUUUACUGAUGUUAAAAGUCCAAAAACAUUUUUUUAAAGAAUGGUUAUUUCUCUCUUGCGCUGUUUUCUGUUAGCCUGUUGCUAAAAUGGCAAAGACAUUUUCAAAGAUGACGAUUAAAAGACAUUUGGCUUAUUGUAUGUAGGCUUGUUAGCGCGUGAUGCAGUGUAGAUGACUUGGCUCAGAGCAUCAGGACGUGCAGUCAGAGACUUGAGCACGCGCACCACGUCAUGUUUACGUCACAGCACGCGCCUGCACACGCUCCAACAAGUC
Messenger RNA from Pomacea canaliculata, 4695 nucleotides. Its product is annotated as FMRFamide receptor-like. Lineage: Eukaryota; Metazoa; Mollusca; Gastropoda; Architaenioglossa; Ampullariidae. The transcript has 3 exons. Gene Ontology annotation, molecular function: G protein-coupled receptor activity. Bases 527 to 1477 code for a protein of 316 amino acids. The record is from RefSeq and is a predicted model, not a curated record. Gene Ontology annotation, biological process: G protein-coupled receptor signaling pathway. Gene Ontology annotation, cellular component: plasma membrane.